AUUAUCUCUUUAUAUAGUUGUCCUAUCAGUUGAUUAUAUCAUUUCGAUCCCAACCGCACGUGGACAGAUCCCCAGUCCGGUGUCUGACAGCCACAUUGCAGGUAAACGGAGACACCAUGGCUGCAGAACGGGGGAAGAUGCCUGCUGCAGAUGAGAAGUGCAUCCAGACACAUAUAAUGGACAUAGAGGUGGAGCUGGACGCCAAGGACAUCACUGGAACUCUCUACUCCAAGAACGUCAUCGACCUGAAGGACAUGCAACACAUCGAGUCUGGAGCCACCCGAGCUGACAGAACCAAGAGACUCCUGGAUAUCCUCAUGUUCAGAGGUACCAAUUCCUUCAGUGUCUUCUUGUAUGCACUCGACACUAUGGGAUACAAGGACCUUGUGCAGAAGCUACGAACCACCAAGGAGUCCAAUAGUCUGACUUCAUCAUUACAGAGAAGACAUGCUGAAACACAGCUUGCUAGAGAGUUCACUGAUCUGAACAAGCGUAUUGAGACUAUCAUGGGAGCCUUAGAUAGACAGGCGCGUAGGAUUGAUGAAAUGUUUGAGUCAAAGGAAAGCUAUGCAACGAAAGAAGAACUCGAGGGUUUGAGGCUGGAAUUGGCAACCAAGGAAGAAUUGCAAACCUUUCGGGAAGAAAUAUCAGCAUCAAUGGCGAAUCUGACAACAACGUUGAACAACAUCAAGGAGAUGUCUCACGUGAAGGAUGACAAUCUGGUCACGAUUCAGUCACUAAAAGAACAAGUUCGAAAAAAAGAUGAACUGCUUGAAAUGGCUCGAAGUCAAAUCGCUGACCUUCAGACAAAGGUUUCAAAUCUGGAGGAAGAAAACAGAUGCCUUAGAAAGACCAUUCAGCAACAGCAAGGGGAUAUCGCAAACUUGGAGGCGGUGGUCCAAGAGGAAAUAUUCGAGCGCAGGACAGCAGAAGCACGGUAUCGCAGAGACAUUGCGGACAUUCAGAAGAGGAGAAACGAAGACCUGCAGCAGAUGGAGAUGAAGAGAGAAGAAGACAGAAGAAGACGGGAGAGCGAAAGACGAGAAGAUCGACAGCAAAUUGAAGAGUUGAAGGAAAAUAUUGAGAAUCAACUCAAGACCAUCAGUCAGGCAAAUACCGGUCGUGCGCAGACAGCUGGAACCGCUGUCUAUGGUGUCAGGAAACCCAUCCACCGUAGAAACGCCUGGAAUUGAGACUGUAGCCAGUGCCAUUGUCUGUGUGAUACUCUCGUUCAUGAUGUCCAUACAAUGUAAGCUUCCAACUUGAGUCAGUUAAACUGUUGUGACUUCUGUGGCUUCCGAUGAGACACACGCACCCGUUAAGUCUGAUAUGAUUAUUGCACUUUUCUCAUUAUUCGUGUGUGUGUUGCACUGACAGAAAUAGUUAGUAAAGUUUACUUACUUACUUGGUGAAUUUAACUGUCUACUAAGACACUAACUUGUUAAAUUUUACUAACCAGUAAGUAACUUUUUGCUAAUUAGACUAGUAUAGGUGGCCUAUCGUAGACUAGUACAAUUUACUUAUCAGUUGGUAGAGAUUACUAUCCAAGAAUCUCCUUCUCAUAAUUUUCUAACUGCAAUAGUAUCUUUACUAGUUUUACUAGAUUUUACUAAAGGCUCGUAUGUUGAUCAUUUUGCGUUCCCUGAAUUUGCCCCCAAAACAAGUAAAUAGCAUAAACAAUACAGGAGAAUGAUUAUCAGUGGCAAUUGUAAGUUUAUUUACACAGUGCUACGAAAAUGUAAUUGACGGGUAAAUAAACUAAACUAGUAGUGUUUCACACUGGGAAACUUAACAAAACCUCCCUUCUCCCUUCUUUAUUGAGUACAUGCUCAUGCUAAGCUCUUAGUUCGUCUCUCUCUCUCUCUCUCUCUCUCUCUCUCUCGCUCUCUCUCUCUCCUCUCUCUCUCUUUCUCUCUCCCUGUGUCUGUAAUUGACGUUCCGUGUGGAUAUGGAUUUCUUGAAUCUGUAGAUUUACAUCUGUUGUAUGUACCUGCUGUGAAGAAUUAGAUUUCAUGUGUGAAUAAAGGCUUGGCUACACUCUGGA
Messenger RNA from Haliotis rufescens (red abalone), 2044 nucleotides. Its product is annotated as vicilin-like seed storage protein At2g18540. Bases 117 to 1193 code for a protein of 358 amino acids. Gene Ontology annotation, biological process: regulation of apoptotic process. NCBI's taxonomy places the organism in Eukaryota, Metazoa, Mollusca, Gastropoda, Lepetellida, Haliotidae. The record is from RefSeq and is a predicted model, not a curated record. The transcript is spliced from 2 exons.